CCGGGGACAGUGAAAACUGUAGAGCUACAGUGUGAUGGGAUCCAGCUGAUCGGCCGAGUUGAUGGUUCAGUGGCUUCUACACGUUUGUCUUCAAAAGGUCACUUCGAACUUGCUUCUCGACCAAAACCUAUGUACAUUGGCAAAGGUUGCAGGAGAGAGGGCGAGGGCAAUUUCAGAGGAACUCUUCAGUCAGUGUCCGUUCACCGAUGUGUCAGAGUCAGAUUUAACAACAAGGGUGUGACGUAGGACGCCAAGGGAACUGAGUUCCAGUCUUUCGGCGCAGACGAAUAAUCAGUCUUUUCUCUUUCAAUAAAAUAAUGUCAUUAAUGUGUUCAUCUCAUUCCACUGGCGUCUGGAAUACCUCGUCCAUCUGAGCAACAUCAUUUUUUGUUCUUAAACAGAUCACUUUUGACUACCUGCACUCAUUUUCAUCAAAUUUUUACGAGUGGUCAUGUAUCCAUUUGUCUUAAUUAUACAUACCAGUACGUAUGGUUCUGGCCCGAGGCCAGCUUUAAGAUAAGCUCCUCUCGUUCUGGCCUGAUGUUUUUCUCUUUGUCUUUGGUAAAAAAACCCCAACCCAGUUGAAUAAAAAAUAACGUGACGACUUGCA
Molecule: messenger RNA, 610 nt
Organism: Aplysia californica (California sea hare)
Lineage: Eukaryota; Metazoa; Mollusca; Gastropoda; Aplysiida; Aplysiidae
Source: RefSeq, a predicted model, not a curated record